AUGUUUGAAGCUGGUAAUACAAAAAAUAUUUACGAAUCUGACAAUAUGGGAAAUUUUCUUAAUGCUGAAUCUGGUACUAUGGAUAAUUGUUUUAGUGCAUACGACUCUGGUAAUUCAGAAAUUUUAUGUAGUUCUAGCAACCUGGAAACUUUUUUUAACACGUUUGGGCCUGAUAACAUAGAGGAUUUUCUUAAUAUGUUUGAUUCAAAUAACCUGAAGACUUUUUUUGAACAAGUUAAUAAAAAGGGAGACAAUGAAGUUAUGAAACAUACAGAAAAUUUCUCAAGUUCGUCUUCAGAAGCUCAUGAAAAUCAAGAUAAUAGGAAAAAUUCAGAACCACAGUAUUUUAUUGAAGCAAAUAUGAGUUUUAGAGAUUGGGAUGAGCUUGGAAAUGAUAAUAUAAAUAUGGUGGCGUCAUAUUAUAGAAAGCUUACUCUAGAGAUAAGUGAUGAAGUAAAAUUUCUUGCAAGUUGUGGAGUACAUGCUGGAUUCUCAGAUAAAUAUGUUUAUGAUCAUAAUGUGUAUAAUUUGAUUCAAUCAAUCUGGUGCAAAAAAGGAGAAAUAAGUGAUGCUGGUUCAUUAUACCUCGAGCUUGUGAAAAAACAGCAGAUGGAUUCCACUUUUCAUGUUGAUGCUCAAUUCGAAGGCAAGGACAAUCAUCUUACAAGACUUUGUUGGAUGAGCCCAGGUCAACAGCAGCUGUAG
Molecule: messenger RNA, 705 nt
Organism: Racocetra fulgida
Lineage: Eukaryota; Fungi; Glomeromycota; Glomeromycetes; Diversisporales; Gigasporaceae
Source: the annotation of a GenBank genome assembly